This is a messenger RNA of Xiphophorus maculatus (southern platyfish), 3216 nucleotides long. Its product is annotated as protein Niban. The record is from RefSeq and is a predicted model, not a curated record. Lineage: Eukaryota; Metazoa; Chordata; Actinopteri; Cyprinodontiformes; Poeciliidae. The transcript is spliced from 14 exons. Bases 81 to 2957 code for a protein of 958 amino acids.
UUGAGAUGUGCCCCUGUGCACACAGUGCAUACAAAUUCAGUUAAUGCAACUUUUGUAGACGAAAAAAGGAAACAUACAGCAUGGGAGCAUCUUCCUCUGGGUUGCUGGAUGAGGCCAAAAUCAACCACAUCAAAGGUCUCGUUGACGGUACCUUUCAGAGCUUCAGUGGGUUUUACCGCCAGCAGUACUCCGUGACCUACCUUGGACACAUUCACCAGGAGUUUCAGCCUAAGAAAGAGGGGAAUGGCUUAUUGCUCACACAAAAGCCCAAGAAUGACGGAGAUGAGGUUCUGUACCAGGGGAGCGUUAAGAUGUCCGCCUGGGAUGAGCAGGGGAAGAAAUCCAAGGAGAAAUAUGUUGUCUUGAAGGGAGACUACAAAGUGGAAAUACACGACAGCACGGAGACUUUUAGUCGUGGAUCUCCACCUAAGCUGGUCCUGCAGCCAGCAGGAGGAGUCGUGUUCACCAGUGAGGAAGAGUCGAGAGCUCACUUGGAGAAAAUCUGUGCAGGAAUACUCGAUGGAGUGAAGGAGGAUUCUUCUUCUUCAGGGGCGUCAUCUCCAGAUAUGUUUGCUGUAUAUCUGCAUCUGCCGUACACAGGCCACACCUGCUUCCUGUUUCAACAAGAAGAUGAAAGAGAUCACUUCCUGUCUGUCCUCAGGGCCUGUAUUAGACACCGCAACCUUGACCCCUGGCAGGAUUUGCCCCACGAGAGCCAGGCGUACUCCCGAGCCCUCCGUCUGUACCGACAGGAGAAAGGCUGCUAUGAAUCCUGGGAGAAGCUGCUGGGCACCGAAGAACAGGUGCUGGCCCGCCAGGUGAUGGAGGAAGUGUUGUCAUGGUUACAGAGCCAGCUUCAGUCUAAGGUGAAGGGCAAGAAGACCGAACGGAUCCGACAAUGGCAGGCAACGGUUCAGGCGACCUACACUCUGGUGCUGGAACAGCUGACUGCAGGUUUGGAGGCGCUGAGGGAGGAGUGUCGUCAGACUGCAUCAGCCAGCGCGGCGCUCGUCUUUUCCAACAUGGACCAGAUAAUGACCUCUCAGGACUUCCUGGCCCAGAAAGUCAGAGCGUACAUAUGUGAGGAAGCGGAGAAAGUGUGCAGCGAGGCUGUGAUGCCCUACAUGCCCUCCAUCAUUGAAGCGCUAACCGAACACAUCGGAGGAGGAAUUCUGGGGAUGCAGGACACGCUCCGAACCAAGAUGAACUCCACCUUUACUCUCACAAAUGGAAAGGUGGAGGACAUACAAAAGAUCUUGACCAGUCUGCGCUCCAUCAGACUGGAUGAAGACUACAGAAAGGUGGAGAACCUGAGCGAGAAACUGGAAAACUUAAAGCAGAGGUUUGGACUCGGCAGCGUCGAGAGGCUCGUUCACUCUGCACACCUGGAGAUGGAGCAGCUACUGGACAGCGCCGUUUACACUUUGGGGCGGUUCUUCCAACCAUCAACCAGACUGCAAUCGUCUCAGGUUCCUGACAAGAUGGAGAGAGCUAAAGAAAGAGUAUUCAAGCAGCUGGACUACGACAGCAGAGUGGUGCAGAGGAGGCUGUAUCAGAAAUCUCUGCUGGAGAUCGCUCUGCCUUCUCUCCUCAGCAAGAUGGACAGCAAGUACAAAACAGAGCUCCAGCAGUUUGAGCAGUACAUUUUUUCUGACUACAGCAGUUUUAUUCUGGUUCACAAUGUCUACGAUGACAUUCUGAGAAACAUCCUCCAAAAGGAGAUACACAGAGCACUCCAGGAUGCUGCUUGUAAGAAGAGUAAUAAUGUCCUGCUGGAGACGUCAGAUUUAGCUAUUAGUGAGUACAGCCUGCUGGCACAGACGCCUCCUCGCUCUGCUCCUGACAGCCCAGCAGUUCAGUCUCGACACUCCUUAGAGGAGGAGCAAAGUGGCGAUAAAGAAACCGCUCCUGUGGAGGAAGAUCAGGACAAAAUGCUUGACGUUUGCCCUGAGAGCGAUGCAGAACUUAAGGACGACACCAAACGUGAGCCCAGUCCUGCUCGGUCUCCUGAUCCGAGCGCUCUGCUUCCGUCUCCUGUGAUUGUUGUGACGCAGCAGUUUGAGGAACAUGAGAGCAACGAGGGUCAGAGCGCGAUGGAAACCAAAGAAGAGAAUAAAAGCGAGGCAGUAUCCAAAGCACCAGAUACAACAGCAGUCGAGUCUUCCAGUGUGGAUGGAGCCGAAGCUCAAGAAGUUGAUGCGGCUGCUUCAGGAUCCACCGUCCAGGAGUCGCCUGAUCCAGCUCCGCUUGUCCUGAUCCAGACAACAGAUGAUGCACAAACUGAAUCUACUCCAAGCGCUGAAUCGACGCAAGUAACACCUGAACUCUCGACCUCAGGCCAAACUCCAGAUCAGGCAUCAGAGACCUCCUCUGUCCAGCCCGCGUCACAAAUGCAAUCGCCCGGCACAGAGGGUCCUGUAAAACUCAGCCUGGGGUCACUAAGUGAAGCGAUUGCACCGUGCUCCAUGGAGCCUGUGGUCCAGCAGACCACCGACAGGGCAGUGUACCUGACGGGCCAAAUCAAGGAGAACUGGGAGGCAGAGAGAGCAAAAGAGGAGAAACAGAGAGAAGCGUCAGAGAAUGACGAAAAUGAGACCGGAGUUGAAGAGCAAGAUGGAGGACAACGAGAAGGUGUAGCGCCAACAGAAGGUGAUUCUAGCAGCGCCACUGUCUCAACAACACAGCAGCUGACGGAGAAGCAAGAAGUUCCGGAUGACGAUCAGACGGACGGCGAGAGCCCAGUAGAAGCUGAGGUGGAGGAAGCGGACCCCGCAGAAGAAAAGCAAACCCAAGAGAAGGAGGAAGAUGUCCAAAGUUCAGAGUCGGACUCUGAUCCGUUGGGCAGCGUGUCCAUCAUCAGAGAUCUGGUGACUGAGAUCAUCGAAGUGGAGACGAUCGUCAGCCCCUGUGAAAGCAGCAGCAGCAGCAGCCCGCCCCUCACAGAAACAUCAGAUUAACGUCCACAAAGUGUAAAAAGAAACAAACAGAUGAAUUAACAUUGAAAGAAAAAACAAAUUACAACAAUACACUUAUUUGUAAAUUAUGCAUAGAGCAGAAAGGUUAAAUAGGUCAAGCCAUGCUUGUUUGUUCACAAUUUAUUCAAGAAAAUUUGGAGGAUUAAAAAAUUUUAAAAAAAGAUUUAAUUCUGAUAUUUUGUUUAUAUCAUGUUCUGUUUUUAUACGGGUCAAGUUGCCAAAUAAAACAUGCUUAAAUAGC